Molecule: messenger RNA, 1409 nt
Organism: Austrofundulus limnaeus
Lineage: Eukaryota; Metazoa; Chordata; Actinopteri; Cyprinodontiformes; Rivulidae
Gene: rpain
Product: RPA interacting protein
Exons: 7
Coding region: 100-789 (229 amino acids)
Biological process (GO): protein import into nucleus
Cellular component (GO): nucleus; PML body
Source: RefSeq, a predicted model, not a curated record
AUGAGGGGUUAAAAGCUGAAUGUUUUGGUUUUCGAGGGUAGCCUCAGUUGUGUUUUAGUAUUAGAAAAGAUAGAUGUGUGAAGACUUGUAUCGUUAAUAAUGGAUGCUUUGCAGCGCCACCAGUCACUUUAUAAAGGAACUUCUCCGUCAUGGAAAGAAAAGUACCGCAGGCGUUGUGUAGACAGGCUGAGAAACAGCCGGUCUAGGCUGCUGGAGAGGUACCGGCAGACGGGGGAGAGCCAGCUGCGGACCGGGACAUGGACCCCCUCCAGCAUCGUCCAGGAGGUGAUGGAGGAAGAGUGGACCGCUCUUCAGUCAGAGGACCAGAGGCUACCCUCCUCUUUGUGGGGCCCGCAGGGCAUGCAGGAGAUGUUCAGUGCUAUGAAGGAGUACGAUGAGCUGGCAGUGCUGGAUGAAAUUCAACAAGAGCUCAGGUCUCAAGAGAUGUCAAUAGUAGAAGAAUAUGAGAGAAACCUGCAGUUUGAGCAGCAGUACAUAUCAUCUGUUGUAGACAGAAUGGACGAGAGGCAUAUUAUUUGUCCUAUUUGUCAUAUGAACAACUUGACUGUCAACAAUUAUUUUAUCUCCUGUGUUUGUGGACUUUACAUCAACACUAAGGGGCAGAACAUCACUCCAGAUGUCUUGCAGCACCUUCUUGAGUCCAGGGUGUCGGAACAUAUGGAACAUUGUCUGCACAAUCCUAUUUUCUCUGUCGCUGCCGACACAGAUAAUUCUUCCAGCCUGUUGAUAAGCUGCAAGGUUUGUGACUACCUGUCUGCUGUCCUGUAGAUGCAGGAACUGCCGUCACUUUCCCUUUGAGAUCUAAUUUGUAGUUUGUUUUUCUUCCAGUAUUGUUUUCUAAAAUAAAUAUCAUUUUAUAUUUAACCUCACAUUGCAGUUUUCUGCUUUGCUGUAUUCUUCCCCAGCAAUCGCUUGUGUGAUGGUUACAUUUUCAGAACCAGCUGACUGGGAACACGUGUAGCACCUUUUAAAAGAUGUGUUUUAUGUUCCAGUUGAUGGCUCUGGAUCGUGUUUCCUAUCAAUCAGCUGUAACAGCUCAUUGUUCAAGUGUAAACUGUUUUUUUUUUUACCACACUUGUUCGUAUGUUUAGGUUUGUGAAGUUCUUUGAGAUCACAAUAUUACCUGCAUUGAUUAUAAAUCACAUUACCUGCAUUGAUCUGAAAAAAUAGCCAUUAAUUACAGCUGUUUUGUUCAAUUUGUAAGUAUUUUAAGGCAGAAUUAUUUGUUAAAUAAAAAUGUAAAUUUGAACAACUGGAUGGACAUUCUUUAUAGUGGGAACUGUAUAAUUAUUAUCAGGGUUUACAGUUCUAAUCAGCUUGAUUUAUUUCUGCAGAUGGAUUGGUUUUAGUGUUUGUAGAACCUAUAAAAUAAACUUGAUUCUGUAGAA